AUGGCUUCAGAGGUCAAGAGUCUCAAGUUGAAUUUCACAACGCCUCUGGGAUGCCACAAGGCUUCCUUGCCAUUCAUGAAUGUGCAGCUGGAUAAUGCACAGAGGGCGAGGCUGGGCAGGAGGGUGUGCCUGCCGGCCAUGUCGGUGGCAUCUUGUGCCCAGGUGCCUGCUGACACCGGGGACGUGGACAACGAGAACAUGACAAGACAGGAAGGCACAAACAAGGACGUCAGGGAUCCUGACAGGGUCGAGCCUGCAGCAGAGCGACUGAAGAGGAGCUGCAAGCAGCUGACUGCGCCCGUUGCCAAGGAGCUGGUCUUCUCGCCUCAGAGCAAAGCCCCUGAUCGCCUGGGUGCUGGCUGUGCUCUGGUAGGUGCUGGCUCGCGCCUGCUCCAGCAUCAGGGAUGUGAUAAAAUGGGAUUGAUGGACAACAUGUGUCCACCCCCACCAAAGAGGCCCUGUAGGACGAGCAGAGCUGUGGGUGGCACCAAGGCUGUGGGGGCUGUUGAAGCUGGGUUGACGCCUGGGAGGCAGCUGCGAAGGACGACCGCCAGGUGCAGUAGGGGGGUUGUGGCAGCUUGA
Ostreobium quekettii is the source of this 582-nucleotide messenger RNA. The record is from the annotation of a GenBank genome assembly. NCBI's taxonomy places the organism in Eukaryota, Viridiplantae, Chlorophyta, Ulvophyceae, Bryopsidales, Ostreobiaceae.